UAGCAAAGUAAACAUCUUUUGCCUACUUUCUUCUUUUUUUCUCACUUAGUCACUUGCAUGUAGAGUACAGUCAGCAUCUUCUCUCUUUUUCUCCCCCAAUUCUCUCAAGAGAAUCUCUAAGCUUUUGUUCUUCUUACAAAUCAUGUACUUAUAAUAAACCCAAGAAAGAAGAAGAAGAAAAACAAAACCAAUCCCAAGCUGUGAUGGCGAAACAGAGUUACUUCUUCGUCUUCACCUUCUUGUUUCUUUCUCUUCUCUCAUACUGUUCUUCAACAACUACACAUCAUGAUGUGUUAAACCCACCAACGGUCUUUCCUACAAACCCCACAACUACACCGACGGCUACAUUUCCUCCGGUGACCAUAACGCCAACAAAUCCAGCCACAACAGUUCCUAUUGUUCCUCCAGUCACAACUAUUCCACCUCCUACACUCACACCACCUCCAGUCAUAACAAUUCCUCCUCCUACACUCACACCACCUGUGACAAACCCAGUAACCAACCCAGUGACUCAGUAUCCUCCAACACAACCCUCAGGGACGGUCCCAGUACCUGUUCCUGUGGUUGCACCGCCUGUUGUCUCAAACUCUCCAUCGGUUUCAGGCCAAAGCUGGUGUGUGGCCAAGCCUGGAGCCUCUCAAGUCUCACUCCAACAGGCUCUUGACUAUGCCUGCGGGAUCGCGGAUUGCUCUCAACUACAGCAAGGCGGCAAUUGUUAUUCUCCUAUCAGUCUUCAGAGUCAUGCCUCAUUUGCCUUCAACAGCUAUUACCAGAAGAAUCCUUCUCCACAAAGCUGUGAUUUUGGCGGUGCAGCCUCAUUAGUUAACACCAACCCAAGCACUGGUUCUUGUAUAUACCAGACAGGUUCAUCGACAUCAACACCAAUGACAGCAGGAACAACAACACCAACUCCAUCAACACAAACAGUGAACCAGCCUCCUGUCACAUCAACACCUAUAAUACCAACAGGAGGCGGGAUAAUCGGGGUUGGAACUCCGCCAGCGAUUUUUAACCCCGCAAAUCCUACAUCAAAUACGCUAAACAAUCCAUCCUCAGGAGGUUUAGCGGGUGGUUACGGUUUUGAUGGUUCGCCAAAUGAGAACAAUCCAACAUCAUCAGACUCUACACACUUGAAGAUUCACUUUGGUCAUGCUAUGGUGGCAACAUUGAUUCUUCACGCAGUGCUAUUUCAUUAGAAGUAGAAGAAUAUGUAGGAGUCAAAAUAGCUUUAUGACACACAAGUUAAAGCUCUUUUAGAGUAUCUUCCUAGGAAGAAGCUAGGAAUGUAAGACAUUAUAAAUUUCUUUGGUUCGACGGUAUUGCUAAGGCUUCGGAUUUGUACAGAAAACCUCUGGUUGAUUUGUUUUAAAUAUAUCUCUUUAGGACCAAAAGCGGAAACUCAGACAUUGUAACAAAGAGGUGUAUCUUAAUCCUUCAUACACUGGAGGGUACUGUCUAACUAUUUU
This is a messenger RNA of Arabidopsis thaliana (thale cress), 1466 nucleotides long. RefSeq names its product Carbohydrate-binding X8 domain superfamily protein. The transcript is spliced from 3 exons. Gene Ontology annotation, cellular component: plasma membrane; membrane. The record is from RefSeq and is marked reviewed. The coding region runs from base 204 to 1196 and encodes 330 amino acids. NCBI's taxonomy places the organism in Eukaryota, Viridiplantae, Streptophyta, Magnoliopsida, Brassicales, Brassicaceae.